UCACUACCCUUUUGCUUCUCCCUGCCCCCAUCCCUGGGGAGCCAGGCAGUACAGGGCACCUAUGGCAAGGCCAUGGGACAAUACUGAUGGGAGUGCUCUGGGAAUUGGGGAAGGGGUGGACAAUGCCUCCCAGAUCCAAACCUCCCUCACCUCCUGACAAAAGUUCCCAGGCUGGGAAGCAGAAAUGUGGGGGCAGUGAGUAUGAUUGGGCCCAAGGGGCUGAGACCAAGGCUGGAGGGGGAACAAAGCAAGGGAAUGGAUCAGGGAAAAGAAGGCAUGGAUAGAGAUUCCCGAGCAACAGAGCAGGGGGGUUGGGCACCAGAUCUCCUGGGUUCUCUCCCCAGCUCUGAGUGUGGGGGCUGGAUGGUUAGAGCAGGGGAGUUGGGCGCCUGGACUUCUGGGUCUGUCCGCAGCUCUUGGGAGUUAGUUAGAAUGGAGUGGGACAGCUGGGAGCCAGGGCUCCUGGGUCCUCUUCCUGGUCCUCAGGGAUGGCCGGAGUAAAGCAGAAUCUCCCUGCUCCGGAACUCCGGUUGCCAGGGAGACACAUGGCUACCGGUUCCUAUUGCCACAGCAACGGGGCCUUGGCUUUGAGGAUGAGAAAAGAGGAUGGAAUCCAUCGUUCACAGCCCCUCCCUGCCCGGCUGCUGCAGUGACACACGGCUGGAGGAACAGGGCUGGGCUGGCAGGAGUGAGGGGCACCGGCAGGGUUGGGAGGAACCUAGGGGUGGGUGGCAGGGGCCGCCAGUUGGGAGUGAGGGGCACUGGCAAGGUUGGGAGUAGCCCAGGUCUGGGUGGCAGGGACUGUAGGUCGGGAGUGAGAGAUUCAGCAAGGCCUUUGUUGGGCUUUACAUGGUAAUGUGUUUAACCCAAGGUAUAGCAGGGUGAUACCCCAAUAUUUUCCAUGGCCACCCCAGGUGAGGCCCCCAUGCUGCGCCCACCCACUGGACCCCUCCCCGCACCACCCCCGACCCAUCAUGGAACGCAACAGAGCCCCCUGGUGCUGCUAGAGUCCCCUUGCUGAGCCACGCCUGGAUCCACAUCUCUUUCCACAAGCACCCUCUCCCCACCAUGCUGCUCCCUCUUGGUGCCAGCUGGCAGACGGGCGCAGCCGUCCUGCUCUGGGCUGUGGUGCUGGCCAGGGCAGCCAGCGCGCCGAAGCCAGAAGAGAAGCACCCGGUGGCUAGCACCAACUAUGGCAAGCUGCGGGGCAUGAAAAAGGACUUGAACAACGAGAUCCUGGGGCCGGUGGUGCAGUAUCUGGGGGUUCCCUACGCCACUCCGCCUGUUGGCGACCGGCGCUUCCAACCCCCCGAAGCCCCAGCCUCCUGGGCCGAUGUCCGCAAUGCCACGGCCUUCGCCCCCGUCUGCCCACAGAACGUGCACGGGAUGCUGCCUGGCAUCAUGCUACCCGUCUGGUUCACCGACAACCUGGAGGUCGUGGCCGCCUAUGUGCAGAACCAGAGCGAGGAUUGUCUCUACCUCAACCUCUACGUGCCCAUGGAGGACGGUCCACUCACAAAAAAACGCGACGAUCCGACCGGAAACAGUCCCUCGGGAGACGAAGAUAUCCGGGACAGUGGAAAGAAACCAGUGAUGCUUUUCCUCCAUGGCGGCUCCUACAUGGAGGGGACAGGGAACAUGUUCGAUGCCAGUGUGCUGGCUGCCUAUGGCAACGUCAUUGUGGUCACCAUGAACUACCGCCUGGGGGUGCUGGGAUUCCUGAGCACCGGUGACCAGUCAGCCAAGGGGAACUACGGGCUCUUGGACCAGAUCCAGGCCCUGCGGUGGCUCAACGAGAACAUCGGGCACUUUGGGGGGGACCCUGAACGCAUCACCAUCUUCGGCUCCGGUGCUGGUGCCUCCUGUGUCAACCUGCUCAUCCUUUCUCACCACUCGGAAGGUCUCUUUCAAAAGGCCAUUGCCCAGAGUGGCACGGCCAUCUCCAGCUGGUCAGUCAACUACCAGCCGUUGAAGUACACCCGCAUGCUGGCUUCCAAGGUGGGCUGCGAUCACCUGGACACCAGUGAGACGGUGGAUUGCCUCCGCCGAAAGCCAUACCGGGAGCUGGUCGACCAGGACAUCCAACCAGCCCGCUACCACAUCGCCUUCGGCCCCGUGGUGGAUGGAGAUGUGGUGCCGGACGACCCAGAGAUUCUUAUGCAACAGGGGGAAUUCCUCAACUAUGACAUCUUGAUCGGAGUGAACCAGGGUGAGGGGCUGAAGUUCGUGGAGGACUCAAUGGAGAACGAAGACGGAAUCUCCGCCAGUACCUUCGAUUUCACCAUCUCCAACUUCGUGGACAAUCUCUACGGCUACCCGGAAGGGAAGGACAUCCUACGAGAGACCAUCAAGUUCAUGUACACUGACUGGGCCGACCGGGACAACGGCGAGAUGCGGCGGAAGACCCUGCUGGCGCUCUUCACUGACCACCAGUGGGUAGCGCCGGCAGUGGCCACAGCCAAGCUCCACGCCGAUUAUCAGUCACCGGUCUACUUCUACACCUUCUACCAUCACUGCCAGACUGACACCCGGCCUGAGUGGGCUGAUGCUGCCCAUGGCGAUGAAAUCCCUUACGUCUUCGGGGUGCCCAUGAUCGGCGCCACUGACCUCUUCCCCUGCAACUUCUCUAAGAAUGACGUCAUGCUGAGCGCUGUGGUCAUGACCUACUGGACCAACUUCGCCAAGACAGGGGACCCCAAUCAGCCAGUGCCACAGGACACCAAAUUCAUCCACACCAAGCCCAACCGCUUCGAGGAGGUGGUGUGGACCAAAUUCAACGCCAAGGACAAGCAGUACCUCCACAUCGGCCUCAAACCCCGGGUGCGCGACAACUACCGGGCCAACAAGGUGGCUUUCUGGCUGGAGCUGGUGCCUCACCUCCACCACCUGCACGACCCCGUCUACACCUCCACCACCACCCGUGUCCCACCUUAUGGCACCCGCUGGCCCCCUGGCUCUCGGGCAGGGCCCAGCACCCCCCGCCGCCCCUUCCCCACCCUGCCGCCAGAUGAGGACGAGGUGGACGAUGGCCGGCGUUACGCCCCCUUCCCGGGGGACUCACGGGACUACUCUACCGAGCUGAGCGUUACUGUUGCUGUAGGGGCCUCCUUGCUCUUCCUCAACAUCUUGGCCUUUGCUGCCCUCUACUAUAAGCGGGACAAGCGGCACGAGUUGCGUGGGGGCGGCGUGGCAGGCCGGCGGCCCCGCCCCCAGCGCAACACUGCCAACGACUUGGUGCAUGGGGGUCAGGAAGAGGAGCUCAUGUACGACGCUCAUGACCUAGAGCCGCUGCGACCUCAUGACAUCCUGCGCCCGGCCUGCCCUCCCGACUAUACCCUGGCUCUGCGCCGGGCACCAGACGACGUGCCCCUGAUGACGCCCAACACAAUCACCAUGAUCCCCAGUACCAUUACGGGAAUGCAGGCCCUGCACCCAUUCAACACCUUCCCCACUGGGCACAACAACACCCUGCCUCACCCUCACUCCACCACCCGGAUGGAUGAUGGAGACACCCAAUGUCCUUCCUAUUACAGUCUCAGCACUGACCGGUGCUGGAGAAAAACCGACUGUUAUUAAUUCACCUUGAAUGGAUGAUGGAGAGAUGCCGACACCCUUCCUCAUCUGGUAAGAGUGUGGGAAGGUGUUGGAGAGGGACUGUCCAUUCUUCGUUCAUCCCAGAUGGGUGGUGGAGACCUCCAAGACCCUUCCCAAUGCCAUAUCAACACUGGAGGCUAGCAGAGAGAAAUUGUCCAUCCUUUGUUCAUCCUGGAUGGAUGGUGGAGACCUUCAAGACCUGUCCCAAUGCCAUAUCAACACUGGAGGCUAGCAGAGAGAAAUUGUCCAUCCUUGAUUCAUCCUGGAUGGAUGGCGGAAACCUCCAAACCCUCCCCUAUACCAUAUCAAUAUUGGAGGUUAGCGGAGAGUAAUUAUCCGUCUUUCAUUCACCUUGGAUGGAUGAUGGAGACAUCCAAUAUCUUUCCCAGACAGUGUCAGCAAUGGAAGGUUUAGAAAGAAACCAACCAUUCUUCACUCAUCUUGGAUCAAUGGCGGAGAGACACAUGCAACAUCCUUCCCAAUGCAUGAGUGCUGAAUGGUGUUGGAGAGAAACCGACCAUCCCUCACUUAUCCUGAAGAGGUGGUGGGAAUGCCAACACCUUUCUCAAUGUAGGACUGGAACUGUACAGGGUUGGAGAGAAACCAAACAUAUUUCUCUCACCUUGGCUGGAUUACAGAGAUGCUCAAUGAUUUUCUCAAUGUAGUAUAGGCUCUAGGAGGUAUCUGAGAGAAGCCAGCAGCCCAUACUUUAUCUUGGCCGGAUUAUGGAGAUACCCAAAGUUCUACUUAGAAUGGCAUCAGCACCAAAGUGUUGGAGAGAGCACAACCAUCCCUUAAUCUUCUUGGGGUAAGGCAGAGAAACCAGCGUCUUUCCCAUUGCGGAUUUGGCAGUAUAGGAUGUUUGAGAGAAAGCAACUGUCCUUCGCACAUGAUGGAGAAGCCAAUGCUCCCCCCAUCCACCCACCCUCUGCCACCACUUCUAGAAGGUUCCAGAGGGGAAACCAGCUGCCAUAUGGAGGCCAUAAAUGGGGGAAAAUUAUACCUGGAAA
Messenger RNA from Pelodiscus sinensis (Chinese soft-shelled turtle), 4604 nucleotides. RefSeq names its product neuroligin 2 (gene NLGN2). Gene Ontology annotation, molecular function: neurexin family protein binding. The record is from RefSeq and is a predicted model, not a curated record. NCBI's taxonomy places the organism in Eukaryota, Metazoa, Chordata, Testudines, Trionychidae. Gene Ontology annotation, cellular component: membrane.